Molecule: messenger RNA, 753 nt
Organism: Penicillium hordei
Lineage: Eukaryota; Fungi; Ascomycota; Eurotiomycetes; Eurotiales; Aspergillaceae
Exons: 2
Coding region: 1-753 (250 amino acids)
Source: RefSeq, a predicted model, not a curated record
AUGGGAUUCGAUCUUGAAGCUGCACGCAUCACCGCUUUGCCUGAAGAUGCAUUCUAUAUAUCAGACUUCAUUACAGAGGAUGAAGAGGGUUGGUUACUCCAGAAGGUAAAAUCAGCGCCGCUGCCGCGCUGGACCCAGCUCUCGCACCGCAGGCUUCAAACAUGGCCAUCAGCCCUGACAAAGAGUAAUGCCCUUCUCGCAUCGCCCCUACCAGCUUGGCUUAGAUCUCCGAUCAUCGAGCCGCGGUUUGAGGCACUGGAUAUCUUCAACGAUGCGCCACACAAGGCGCCCAACCAUGUCCUAGUGAACGAGUAUCAGCCUGGACAAGGGAUCAUGCUGCACGAAGAUGGUGCUACCUACUAUCCCCUCGUUGCGACAGUGAGCCUAGGGGCACCGAUCGUGCUUGAUUUGUACCACAAACACAUCAAAGGCGACACACAAGCCAAAGGUGGAAGAAACGUUGCCGGGAUACCCGACAAAAAUCGAAAACCUCAAUACAGAAUCUUGCAGGAGAGACGGAGUCUGCUGAUCACGAGGGGUAAGAUGUACACAGAUCUUCUGCACGGAAUCGAGGAAACGACGAGCGAUGAGGAUCUGGGCCCCCACUCUAUCUGCAACUGGGAGCUCUUGCGGGAAAGGGAACCAUACCAGGGCGGGUGGUACGAGCGGAAGACGAGAACUAGCCUUACAUAUAGGGACGUGCUUCAGGUUGUGAAGGUGGGGAAUACCUUGAAGUUUUUAGGUGGGAAGUAA